Molecule: messenger RNA, 1578 nt
Organism: Opisthorchis viverrini
Lineage: Eukaryota; Metazoa; Platyhelminthes; Trematoda; Opisthorchiida; Opisthorchiidae
Exons: 9
Coding region: 1-1578 (525 amino acids)
Source: RefSeq, a predicted model, not a curated record
AUGCCACCCGAAGGAAGCACGAGGGCUGGGAUACUGCCAGGUUGCCCAAACCUAGACAGGGGAAGUCGAGAGGCGGAGGUCGGAUUCGAACCACGGACCUCCCGGUCAGUAAAUUCGCGCUCUAACCACUUGAGCCAUCUCGCCCAUCUCUCAGUGAAUGACCUGCUUGACCUUUGUCAAGCAGGUACAAUAUUCACGAAUUUACUGACCGGAGGGUCCGUGGUUCGAACCCGACCUCUGCCUCUCGACUUCCCCUGUCUAGGCUUGGGCAACCUGGCAGUAUCCCAGCCCUCGUGCUUCCUUCACGUGGCAUGGCAGUUAGGCACCAGAAGGAGACUGGACCUUACCGUAAUUUGGCAGUUUGUGUACCUCGGCGACCCAUUGAGCUAUACUGGGGGGAGGGGGGUCCGCGUGACACUCACAGUCUCUCAUACCAGUAUUCCGUCAGCUAUGGUGUACAUAGUUGCCGAAUUCUCGAGGAUGUUGGACUUGGGACGCACAUUCCUGCAGAACGGAUAUCCUGAAAGGUUCGUACUCAGGCAUAUGGAAUCUCCGUUAAGCUCAAACCUACACAAUCCUUAUCAUGAGCUUCUGCUUGAAGGACAAAUUGCCAAGCUCUACCACCAGAUUUUGUGUGUACUCGUCUGCAUGCUUGCGCCGAGCAUCAUACGUUGGUCGGGCAUAAUGCGGGCUCACAAUCCCGUAUCUCUGAGUGAUCGUUGGAAGGAACCAGGCUCAAGUGCGAUUGCAUUACAUUUGGCCCGAAACCAAUCAUGUCAUCGACAAAGAGCAAGCCUUCACUAUCGUACACCGGGUACCUCUGAACCGAUCACGACUGGUACGAUCCAGACUGCUGGAUCCACAACUUUGCGUCCAAAAGAAACUUACGCGACCUCUGGACUUGAACUGGCCUGCGAAAAAUCCGGUCCCACAAGCCUGUUUGACAUUGACUACUUCAGUGUAGGAAAUACGAUACUUCCACUGAUAUGUAAAAAUCGUUCAGCUGUAGCACCCUUUCGGUGCCUAGCUGCCAUGCCACACGAAGGAGGCACGGGGGCUGGGAUACUGCCAAGUUGCCCAAGCCUAGACAGGGGAAGUCGAGAGGCAGAGGUCGGGUUCGAACCACGGACCUUCCGGUCAGUAAAUUCGCGCUCUAACCACUUGAGCCAUCUCGCUCCCGCACGAAAGGUGAGAUACUGCCAGGAGCCCGGUGGGAGCAGCCGAGAUGCAGAGGUGGGGUACCUUCCGGUCAGAGGACAAGUGUCGCUGAGUCCCACGUCAGUGUACUCGCAACCCGGUCGAGUCGCGGAAAACGGUGUGCUCGGUAACCGGUUGAGAGGAUAUUGCAAACCGUUCUCGGCUGGUUGUGAAUGUCAUGCUGAAAGGGCGGAAGAUAAGCACGUAGAUGGCGCCAUCAGAGGGAUAGUAGAUACUGUAACACCCUUUCGGUCCCUAGCUACCAUGCCAUCCGAAGGAAGCAUGAAAGCUGGGAUACUGUCAGAUUGUCCUAGUCUAGACAGUAGAAGUCGAGAUGCAGAGAUUGGGUUCGAACCACGCACCUUCCGGUCAGUAAGUUAG